AUGCUUCCGACCAUGUCUUUCGUUAAUUCGCUUGCGCGGUACACUCUUUUUCUCUCUCUUUUCACACUCAUUACCUGUUUUCAACCCGUUCCUGACAAUUCUGUCGGUGACUACAAUGAUCAGUGUGCAGACGCACUCACUACCAAUUUAACUUCCUGCGUCUCGGCUGUGCGCAGUCUCAGUUCCAAUAAUUUUUACUCGCAGCAUGGUCUUGACAAGAUUUGCACGAACGACUGUCGCGACGAGCUGCUGGAGUACAGAAAAUUUGUGGCUGCCGGAUGCUCCGGCGCCACUUACAGCAACGAAUGGGGCACAGUGUAUCCCAUCUCUGAGGUCGCCGACACUCUUCUUUUCAACUUCCAGCAGACCUGCUUGAAGGACCAAGGCAAUUACUGCAAUAUCGUUCUGGGUAACCUCACCAAGAACGGUGGAGAUGACUGCAACAAGUGCCUUUUGCUGAAGCUUCGCAACGAGGCCCGGUAUCCUUACGGCAGCGGACCUGAUGUGUAUUCGAGCGCGUACCCCAGUUAUACCUCUUCUUGCGGAUUCAAAGGGUACCCAGUGACUGCCAAGCCGACGGUGUCUCCCAGUUCGACUGUGUCCCUUCCUCAUCUAUCCAGCACACUCACUUCAUCCGUAGCAGCUACCCCAACGGCCAGUACUUGCAGCGGCAAGAAAGCGUCGCCACCUACCAACUCCUCAUGGACAACCAACUUCAAGCCUACUGCGCCAACUUCCCCUAAGUCUGGUGACCUCUGCAUCAAGAACCAUUGCACUACUUACACAGUCCAAAAGGGAGACACCUGUAAGAGUGUCGCGAAGGAACACAAUAUCACGAGAGUCCAGUUGCGCUCCUACAACCCAUGGAUCGACGGCGGUUGCUACAACUUCAACCGCACCAUCGGCACAGAAAUCUGCAUGGAUGAGCCUGGGGAGAAAUACCACGCUCCAUCCUCCGUUAUUUCUGCCACUGGCUCACCCACGGCUUCGUCGGCCGUCUCUGUCCCGACCAACCUCGCCCAAAACAGCACCAAGAACUGUGGCGAGUAUUACACGCCCAAGAGCAAUGAGACCUGUGACACAAUCGUCCAGAAUUUCCCCAUAAGCCGUGCCAAUUUCCUCAUCUUGAACCCGGGCCUGAACCAGAACUGCACAAACUUCAUAGCUGGCCUCAGCUACUGCGUCAAGCCCGUCAAGGACAUGGACAAUUACCCCGGUGCCCCAGGCUACAUGCCUUCUGUCUCCAAGAUCCCCUGGGGUGAUCUCCCUGACGCAACCUACACGCCUGUAAAUAACCCUGACCCGCUCCCCAUCGCCCCAGGCACAUUGAAGGAUUGCGGAAGCCUCAUCGAUGGCCGCGAUCUUCAAUACAACUACACGGGCGUCAGCAACUGCCAAGCAGCCGAAAUCGAAUUCUACCAGUUGCGAUUUCAGCAAGAAGUACAGGUAUUGUAUGGACGGACCUGGGGCGAGUGCAUCGUCUUCGGGGCUGUGCCUGGUACGCCGGCGCCUUCGACGCCGCUUACAACUUCGACCUCUUCGUCGACAUCUAGCCCAACCCCCACGAGCACAUCGACCCCUCGGACAUCAACCACUGAUAAAGACACAAGCACUAGUAGCAAGUCUACCAGUACGACCGCAACUCCCACAUCGACAAACGGAGCCGUCCCGUCCCCCACCCAGUCGAAUAGCAUUGCGGACAACUGCAGUGACUAUGCCAAGGCCAAGGAUGGCGAUAACUGCAUUGACUUCGCUAAGGAUCACGACAUUACUCCCAAGCAGUUGUACCAGUGGAACACAGUUUUGGGUGAUGGUGGCAAGGAGUGUGGGACUAUGUUCCAGAAAGAUAUAUACUACUGUGUUGGUGUGAGUGAAUAG
Molecule: messenger RNA, 1878 nt
Organism: Penicillium mononematosum
Lineage: Eukaryota; Fungi; Ascomycota; Eurotiomycetes; Eurotiales; Aspergillaceae
Product: LysM peptidoglycan-binding domain-containing protein
Exons: 5
Coding region: 1-1878 (625 amino acids)
Source: RefSeq, a predicted model, not a curated record